GAGCGGUGACAUCGGCGGUGGAAGGCUCUUUGAAGAUUCCUCCUCCGGCUACGUCAGGAGCGUAGCUGCGCACGCGAGAACGUCGCUGGCGGCGCAAGAUACGUACGCAUUUGUCUACGUAGUGGCGGAGACGGAGGGAAUGAGGAUACUGUCAAAGAAACACUGUCAAUAAAAAGACGAUUGCCGCAACGCUAACCUAAGCUAAGCCGCGUCGGGACGGACACACACACUCACACACACACACUCUCACACACACACACUCUCACACACACACACACACACCCCCCCCGACAUUCCCCGCUGACACCGUCUUUCCGUCAGCUGCUCGGUGACUCGAGUUCAGCGACACACAGUAGCAGGUGAGUCGCAGCGGCUGUCGGUAGCGUCGUUGUCCAGAAAACAGUUCCGGGCCGUUUCAUUCGGCGGCUCUGUGACGUUUCUCGUCUUCGGUGCUCUAAGGCGGGUCGAGUGAAGCAUUAAAGACGACCCGCUCGCACGGAUGUGGAGGGCUGUUCGUGCCCGUGAAACAUUUCCGUGUGCCGUUGCGUCUUUGGAAAAUGCACACGCGUUACUGCGCAUGCGCCAGGACGAAUGACACUUUGAUUCAUGUACUUUAUUUUCCACAGUCUCAAAUGUGCAGUAAGAUGAAUGUAGCAAUGCCUGAGAAACAUGUCUCACAAAGAAGAUAGUGAAAGGAAAAAAAGGGGCUCUCACCCAACUGAAUUGUACGCUGGCGUCCCUCAAACAUGUCUGCCCAUUGUGUACCACCCAGACUACAACAUCACCUUCAUGGGCCUUGAAAAGCUCCAUCCGUUUGAUGCGGGGAAGUGGGGAAAAGUCAUUCUCUUCUUGAAAGAGGAGAAGUUCCUCACUGACGGGAACAUCGUGGAAGCCCUUGAAGCCACUGAGGAGGAUCUGCUGGUGGUUCACACCAAACGUUACCUCAACAGAUUAAAGUGGUCUAUGGUGGUGGCAACAAUCACAGAAAUUCCACCGCUCAUGUUUCUACCCAAUUUCCUGGUACAGCGGAAGGUGUUGAGGCCUUUGCGUACACAGACAGGAGGGACAAUAAUGGCAGGAAAAUUGGCUGUUGACCGAGGAUGGGCCAUAAAUGUAGGAGGAGGCUUCCACCACUGUUCCGGUAACAGGGGAGGCGGCUUUUGUGCCUACGCCGACAUUACUCUGGCCAUCAAGUUUCUGUUUGAGAGAGUGGAAGGCAUCUCCAGGGCGACCAUCAUCGAUCUGGAUGCUCAUCAGGGAAAUGGACACGAGCGCGACUUCAUGGAUGACGGGCGAGUGUUCAUCAUGGAUAUGUAUAAUCGCUACAUUUAUCCCGGGGAUGGAUUUGCCAAAAGAGCUAUAAAAAGGAAGGUGGAGCUGGACUGGGGCACUGAGGACUCAGAGUACCUUCAGAAAGUGGAGCUCCACUCUGAGGGAGCUCUGAAUGAGGUCCGACCUGACAUCAUCGUCUAUAAUGCAGGGACUGACAUCUUGGAUGGGGACCCACUUGGAGGACUCUGCAUAUCACCACAGGGCAUUGUGAAGAGAGAUGAGAUAGUGUUCAGGGCUGCGAGGCGACGGGGCAUCCCUAUACUCAUGGUGACAUCCGGCGGGUACCAGAAAAAAACAGCCCGCAUCAUCGCCGACUCCAUUCUCAACUUGCACCAGCAGGGCCUGAUCGGAGCAGAGGCUCUGGUGGGGGAAGGGUCGUCAUCGCCAGUUAGCAGUGUGAUGUGCAACUCUGGCCCUGCAGGGUCAAAAUUCACUGCUAUCUGACGCUCGCGUCGGCGACCUCUGCAGCUGUUAAAUUUGAAGGCGGCAAACUAACUUUGUACCUGACAGUAGCAGUGAUAGUGUGAGGAAAUAUGCGCGUUUGCACAUGUACAACAAAAAGUUCACAAGCAUUGUUAAUUUUUUUAAUUUUUUAUGUAAAAGUUGGUGAUUAUUAAAAGGGAAUAAUUGGGUCUUAAGUAAGUACUAAGUAAGAUUCACUUAAGCUCUCACAUGACACAAAAAGAGAGUUUCAAUUUUAAUGGGAUGGAGAACGAUGGGUUUAUGUUUAAUGAAUGCUCAGGGUUGUGUUUUAGAGAGGCAUUCUUUCAUCUCAGGAAAUGUAAUCAUGUAGUCUGUGAGGGAUGUGAAUAUAUGAACAGUCCAUGAAACGGCACAAAGGCCUGAAGUUCUUGCAGAAACCAUGGGAUAUUAAUUAUCCUCCAUCUCAGUUUGUGGUUUUGAGGCGAAAAAUAAGAACAAGUGCUUGUGAAUAGUGCCAAACUACCAAACAUGAUUUAAUGGUGAUUUAACCUUCUUACAGAAGCUAAUGUUCUCUUUAGCCCUUAUUAGAAUUUUGUUUAAUCAUUUCUAGUAUAAAUUGGGAGUUAUGGUGUUUUAUAAACAUGUUCAACCCUUAACUUUUUUUUUUCUAAUGCUCUCAAGCUUUAAAUCCACUCUGAUCUCUGAUCAGUUGAUGUUUACAGGGAGAUCAGUAUGAUUUUGUCAUAGGUACUUAUAGAGUUGUCGUUUUUUUUGUCUCUGAUUCUGCGUUCACACCGGAUGCGAUGCGAAUUUUUCGCAAGCAAACAUUUAGUUAUUCGUGCAAAAAUUUCCUUCCACUUUCUCCGACAAAUCUCAUCUGAACAAUCACGCGUUAACAUGAACUGUUGAAGGAAAUAAAGGGCAGACAGGAAGGCCGAUGGCCACGCAAAGCAAAGUGGUUGGGCUAACUUACUAGUUAGUGUCCAACUUCCUCGUUCACUUAGUGCCGAGCCCUCGCCUUCCUCACCGGUAAUGACGCAAAUAGCAACCCUGUCGGGCUGCUCACACACAGCGACAGUAGUGAUCCUCCAUUCAUGAUACAAUGACAGGACUUCUGACGACAGUGACGGAGGGAGGAUCUCAACGCUAAUUGGCGAAUCUUUCGCUCGGGUUCAAAUACUUCAGCUCGAGCGAUUGAAGCGACUGAAGCUACUUGUGCCAUUCGCGUCGCCCGACCCACUGACGCGAAAAUCUGCGUCUAGUCGCGUCUUUGCAUUGACUCUGUAUGUAAUCUACUCACACAGUAAUUUGUCGUGUCCGGUGUGAACGCACCAUUACACUAAAACAUGUGACUCUUUGCACUUUAACUGGUAAAUGUCAAAAAGAAAGUUCACCAACUUUUCCUGAGCUUCUGAAAAAUAGAAGUUCUUUUCACAGUGUGUUCCUGUCGUCCGGACAUCAAAGUCCAAAAUCUGAACGUCCUCAGUGAUUAUAGAGCAGACCCGUCUGCUGCAGCGUUUUCAUGGCUUUGUUUUGAGAUUAAUUUGCUGUAGUGAGUCAUUCAGAGCUGCUCUAAUGAUGUUUACCCACACAGCAGUUGCCCAAAAAGGAGACAAAGUAGACAGUUUAAAGAUUUUGGACCAAUAUGAUUAAUGCAGCAGCUGGAACAAUUUUACUGCUUCCAAAAUACACUAAAUUAUUACCAUCAAACGUGUGUGUUCAUCCUUUCCUUGUACAGUACAUAAAAUACUGAUAUCAACUCGUUCAUGUUAAUAGACAGGAGACAGAGAGAGAGAGGGAGUUAAACUUUUAACAACUGUGCUCAUUGCGGUUGAUAUGCUUAUAAUGACGUUUUGUUUGUCAAGUCACUUGUUUAAAUCUGAGAAUGUGGCAAUAUCUUUAAAGGUGACAUACAAUGCUCAUGUUCAGUUCAUACUUUUAAUCUGGGUUACUACUUGAAAAGGUUUACAUGCUCAAAUGUUUAGACAUCAGUUUCCCUUAUACUGCCCAUUCCUGCUGCUCCCCCUUUUCCCCCUCUGUCUAAAAAUGCCUGGAUUUCAUUUAGCCCCGCCCUCCUGAUAAACCUCAGUGCUCAGGAUUUCACUUCAUGUGAAUCAUUUUUGUCCCCCCUCAAAGUGAUCAAUGAUACUUCACCAAUAGACCAUAUGAAAUACAUUAUUACAUUAUUUUUUAACGAGGUAAAGAGCUGUAACGUGAACAGUCUAUAGUAAGAUAGAACGAUGAGUUUUAGCUCCCUUGGUUGUGAGUUCGCCUCCUAUGCCGAUGGUCGGGGAUUUCGAAGCCACCCGUGGCACCAGAUCGAAUUAUCAUCCCCUCUGUUUUUUCACAAAUUGCACCCUGGAUACACAUAAAUAAUACAAACACUUUUUUUGUAAUAAUAUGUCACCUUUGAAAUAACAAACCUCAAGGACAAAAAAACACAAGCGUCCAGAUAUUCUGAGGGAUUUUGUGGUUCCAGGCCUCUGAAUUUGCGACAACAUGACUAAAUUGAUCAGUGAUUUUAGGUGGUGCUGCGCUCAACUGACUGCAAGAUUUAGAAUGGGAAUCCAGUUUGCUACCUAGCAACCUUCAUGAAAGUUGUGAAAAGCAUAACAACUACUCCUAGCAACCAUCUGCUACAGCUUCCAGGUGAAGUGAAAAUAACAUCAGCAGCGCAGACACUGCAAACUCACUAUUUAUUGGUUAGGCUAAAAAUAUAAAUAUUUUUUAAUGUCCCUCAAUAACAGAAAGUGAAGAGUGUCAGACUGAAAGAAUAAAUUGGAAAGAAAGAAGUCUGAUAAUCCUAAAAGUUAACCAAUCUUCACCAUAUUAAUUAAAGUUCUUACCAAACUAUGUGUUAAAAACAUCCAUGGUUACAGUCCAACUUCUCUCUGGUAUUUCAGCUGCUUCCACUUUUGUUUAAAAACCAAAUGAAGUGGUUUUAGUCUGGUUACACUGUUGGCGUAGUUAAGACGUGUGUCACAGUCUGAAUAUCUUAUGUUUCUCACGGCAUCAGAUGUCAUGUUCCCAGGUUGGCAGCAAUUGUCUCUUUGUACAAAGUUAUCAAAAACAGCAACAAUGAUCAUCAAAGCUAUAAUAAUGGAAAAAAAAUAGAUUGUAAAUCCUAGAUUUUCAUUCAUCACAAGCCAAACACAUGAAGUAUCAAAAGCUUUCAACAGUUCCGCAGCACUUUAGCCUUUCUCUGCCGUGCUCCGUCAAUGAUGUUUUUAAUUCUGAUCUUUGUCUAUAGAUCGACUUUAGCCAUAGCAACCCCCCCCCCCCCCCCCCCCCCCCCCCCCCCCCCCCAAAUUACAGAGCAACAACCCGAGGGAGGACAGUGGUUGUAGAAGGAGGGACGGUUGCACCUCUAGUUGUGAAAUACAUGUACGGACAGACUUGUAGACGUCCGAUAAAUCCUGUGUUUGGACAGGUUAGAAAGCUUAGGGAAAAGAAUUGGAAAAGACCAAAUUAAAAAGACAUGUUUAUGAUACUGUGAAUGUGGCCAAAGAGUACAUUCACUGACAAAACCAUGUCCUCUGUGGGCUGCUGUUACGUCAGACGUGUUUUUCUGUCUUGCAGCUGAGUGGACCUGAAGUGGCAGCUGGCAGGGGCUGCUGCGAUGAUUUUCUAGUGUAAUUUUACAUUCAUUAUCUUCUGCUGCUCUGGCUCCAUUCUACUGUUUAGUGUUCUUUUUUUUUUUUUAAAGUAACGCAAGGUAUGACUAAAGGAGGAUUAAAAUGCCGAUCUUUGAGCAACCAUGUUGGCUGUGACACAUUCAUAAUGAAAACUGUGCCAUAUUAACGGUGUCAGUGCUAAUUGGCUAAAGCCUUUGAUCUGGUGCUGCUGCUUUAAUAUGCUGCCGAAAAUGUUUAGUGCAGUCUACCUUUAAUUAGGACUCAGAAAACAUCACCUUCCACCCUGCAUGCCAAGAAUAACGUUGAUGUCUUCAAAGCUGUACUGUCAAUUUUGUGUGGGUUGUGCUGACAUUAAAAACUGUCUAUGCAUUCAUAAUGACACAAUAAAUACAUCAGUAAAUCCUUUAAUAA
Molecule: messenger RNA, 5801 nt
Organism: Scophthalmus maximus (turbot)
Lineage: Eukaryota; Metazoa; Chordata; Actinopteri; Pleuronectiformes; Scophthalmidae
Gene: hdac11
Product: histone deacetylase 11
Exons: 11
Coding region: 670-1776 (368 amino acids)
Molecular function (GO): histone deacetylase activity
Source: RefSeq, a predicted model, not a curated record